Macaca mulatta (Rhesus monkey) is the source of this 2629-nucleotide messenger RNA. It is a transcript of the gene APMAP, whose product is annotated as adipocyte plasma membrane associated protein. Gene Ontology annotation, molecular function: arylesterase activity. The record is from RefSeq and is a predicted model, not a curated record. Gene Ontology annotation, cellular component: endomembrane system. NCBI's taxonomy places the organism in Eukaryota, Metazoa, Chordata, Mammalia, Primates, Cercopithecidae.
UGAUCUCAGGAAAGAUGAAUGUAUAUGUGGAAAGAGUGGUGAAGAAAUGCACUGGGAAAUGGGUUAUGUAGCCCUGGCCAGACACUGAAAGGAAGCAGGGCCCACUGGGGAUUGCAGGUUGUUUGUACAAAGUGAGUUAUGAUUGUUGAGUAGAAGAGCCUGAUGAGGAAGGAAAGGAAGAGAAGCAGUGGAACCAUCGUAGCCAAGAGGGGCCUCUCUCCUGGGCUCAGCUUUCGGAAUGGCAGUGGAACCAUCACAGCCAACAGGGACCUCUCUCCUGGGCUCAGCUUAUGGCAGUGGAACCGUCACAGCCAACAGGGACCUCUCUGCUGGGCUCAGCUUUCGGAAUGGCAGUGGAACUGUCACAGCCAACAGGGACCUCUCUCCUGGGCUCAGCUUUCGGAAUGGCAGUGGAACCGUCACAGCCAACAGGGACCUCUCUCCUGGGCUCAGCUUUUGGCAGUGGAACCGUCCCAGCCAACAGUGACCUUUCUCCUGGGCUCAGCUUUCAGAAUGGCAGUGGAACUGUCACAGCCAACAGGGACCUCUCUCCUGGGCUCAGCUUUCAGAAUGGCAGUAGAACUGUCACAGCCAACAGGGACCUCUCUCUUGGGCUCAGCUUUCGGAAUGGCACACUCAAAAACAGGAAGAUAGGCCCCAAAAUACAGAGCAGAAGCAGAAGCCUGUUACGUGACAGAGCUUGGUGUGUCUCACACAGCUUCAAAGAACCCCCGCUCUUGCUUGGCGUUCUGCAUCCAAAUACAAAGUUGCGACAGGCAGAAAGGCUGUUUGAAAAUCAGCUUAUUGGACCGGAGUCCAUAGCACAUAUUGGGGAUGUGAUGUUUACUGGGACAGCAGAUGGCCGGGUUGUAAAACUUGAAAAUGGUGAAAUAGAGACCAUUGCCCGGUUUGGUUCGGGUCCGUGCAAAACCCGAGAUGAUGAGCCUGUGUGUGGGAGACCCCUGGGUAUCCGUGCAGGGCCCAAUGGGACUCUCUUUGUGGCUGAUGCAUACAAGGGACUAUUUGAAGUAAAUCCCUGGAAACGUGAAGUGAAACUGCUGCUGUCCUCCGAGACACCCAUUGAGGGGAAGAAAAUGUCCUUUGUGAAUGAUCUUACGGUCACUCAGGAUGGGAGGAAGAUUUAUUUCACUGAUUCUAGCAGCAAAUGGCAAAGACGAGACUACCUGCUUCUGGUGAUGGAGGGCACAGAUGACGGGCGCCUGCUGGAGUACGAUACUGUGACCAGGGAAGUAAAAGUUUUAUUGGACCAGCUGCGGUUCCCGAAUGGAGUCCAGCUGUCUCCUGCAGAAGACUUUGUCCUGGUGGCAGAAACGACCAUGGCCAGGAUACGAAGAGUCUAUGUUUCUGGCCUGAUGAAGGGCGGGGCUGAUCUGUUUGUGGAGAACAUGCCUGGAUUUCCAGACAACAUCCGGCCCAGCAGCUUUGGGGGGUACUGGGUCGGCAUGUCAACCAUCCGCCCUAACCCUGGGUUUUCCAUGCUGGAUUUCUUAUCUGAGAGACCCUGGAUCAAAAGGAUGAUUUUUAAGCUCUUUAGUCAGGAGACGGUGAUGAAGUUUGUGCCGCGGUACAGCCUCGUCCUAGAACUCAGCGACAGCGGUGCCUUCCGGAGAAGCCUGCAUGAUCCCGACGGGCUGGUGGCCGCCUACGUCAGUGAGGUGCACGAGCACGACGGGCACCUGUACCUGGGCUCUUUCAGGUCCCCCUUCCUCUGCAGACUCAGCCUCCAGGCUGUUUAGCCCUCCCGGAUAGCUGCCCCUGCCAUGUAAGCCAGGAGUCUUCACACUAAGGCACCAGGCCUGGUCCAGGAGGAGCUGUGGACACAGUCAUGGUUCAAGUGUCCACAUGCACUUGUCAGUCCCUGAGGGAUGGUGGGCAUGGCUGCUUCAUCCCUUGAGGAUGCCCGGGCCCCAUCUGGACUCAUCUUUCUGUUUAGAGGGAAGCAUAACAUAUCUGCCACUGGGAAGAUAAAUUCAUGUGAAGCAAUUUUCUCUUAAAAAAAAAACAAACAAAGCUUUCUAAGUACAAUCAUUCUCUAGGACUUGGGAAGCUCCUUGCACUUGGAACAGGGCUCAGGUGGGUGGAGCAGUAACACACUGCCCAGGAAGUUUGCUGCUGUGGCCCUGUCCUGUGGCCUCAGAGUCCUUCUUUACUAUUAUAUAACGUGCGGUCAUACCUUUAUUGGGGUGGGAAUGGAAGAGCAGAGGGAGGAUGGCCCAAGGGUGUUGAGGCCAGCAGUGAGAGCUGUGUAAGCCAAGACUUGGAACUGUGUUCUCAAGGGUUGUGUGGGACGUGGGCUCUCCAUAGUGUGUAGGAAAAGCAUGUUGACUCUAGUGGCUCAGAGAGGACUUUGCUGGGUUUCUUUCUGUGAAUAUCUCCGCACUGACCAUGCUGGAAUUGGAUGCUUCUGCAAUUUGGGACCUACUGCAGGGGUCCGUUUAGUAACGUCCUGUCUGUGACCUUUGUUGUUGACCUCUAGACCCCAAGAUGUGAACAGUGCACGUGUUAAUGUCAUCUUUGCUCGUGUGUUAUAAGCCCCAAGUUGCUGUAUAUUUUCACAAGUAUGUCUACACACUGGUCAUGAUUUUGAUAAUAAAUAAUGAUAAAUUGA